CAGAGCAUGAGGCAACAUUAAUGAUUCAUACCUUCCCUCCCCCACCCGCUAAGAUCACACAAUCACCGCUGUUCCUUGCUUCCUCUCCGCUUCUUCCUCCUUCCCGCUGUCAUUCACCACCGGAGAAACACGUUUUAUCCGCUGGCCCGGCCUCACACCGACAAGACAAAAAACCCCCCACAAUAAAUUUCACAUAACGUGUUGAGCAUUUGACUUUGAUACUAGGUUGAGCUCAACACCUUUACUGAAGAAGAUGUCUAAGAAGAACACCCAGAGCUCUGUAGAUGAUCAGUCAGAGCAUGGUCAGCCCCCCAGCCACUAUCAGGUGGAUCAGUCCACAAAGACCAUGCUGGGUUGUAGAAAGAAGGCCGAGCCAGGCCAGAGAAAUGGAGAGACCGCGUCGUCGUCUCCGGAGAGCGGCAGCAUAAACGGAGAAGGAAAGCGUAGUGGCAAAAGCCGUCGCCGCAGAAAACGUUUGUCUAAUCCUGAGAGCCGCCCAGAAGAAAAAGUCGACAAGCACAAGAGCGAGGAGAAAAACAAACAAAGCAGUCAGCCGUCUGAUCACCUCUCUGGGUUGAUUGGUCUGCAGUCUGAGUGCGCGAAUGUGUGGUUUGAACGGAGCGUCUACGAGAGAGCAGAGAGCCUCUACCAGUGCUGGCUGGCAAGCUCUUCUAAUGGGACCACCCAGUCGAACCGAUCACCUCCAUCCUCCGGGAAACAAUUGAACUCUUCAUCCACUGCAGCUCCACCUUCUGCUGGCCCAUCAUGCAACCAUGGUGACCAAGUGGCCUGCCACCAUGUUGUACAAACAGUGUGGGUAAACAAGACGACAUUUGACCAAGCAGAACGCCGCUUUGUUGAGGGGUCGAUGCAGCCAUCAGUUCCAAACUCUCUGGACCUUCAAGCUCCAUCCAGUCGCUCCACUGCAUCCAGAACACCUGAUGAAGGAUAUCAGUCUCUAGCCCCAACUCCUGCAACCCCUGUCAUCCAAGCAGCCAUCACACCAACCGUACGGCAAUCAGUUAACGGACUGCCCCGCAUCCCAGUGGAGCUGCUCAGAGACGUGUGGCUGGACAAACCACUUUAUGACCGUGCUGAGGCAGCCUUUUACCAAAACCUGUAUGGUAACAAUUCCACCAAACGGUCCAGCUGCACUGCUACUUCCAGAUGUAGUGACCACCCUCAAAGCCUUGUAGAAGAGGAAGAGGAGGAGGAAAACGAAGAAACUGUAGCAGAGGAAACACGUGUGGUCCCACAGGGGAAAGCUGAGGUCUUCCAUGCUCUGCACCCGAUACAAGAGGAAGAGGAGCCGGCUGAGCUCCCGGAGAAGGAAGAAGUAGCAGCUGCAGGAGUUCGCUAUUUCCUCCAUCCGAACAGUGAGCGGGUGUGGCUGGACAAGUGGCGGUAUGAUGCUGCUGAGAGCCAUUUCCAUGGUUGCAGUGGGAAUAAAGCUGUGAAGAAGGAGCGCAGGCCAGAAGCAGAAGCCUCAUCAGUUGCCUCGGCCGCCCCACUGAGGGACAAAAAAAUGAGUGCAGUGGAUUUUUUGGCCAAGGAAAAGAUCUGGUUUGACAAACCACGCUAUGACGAAGCAGAGAGGCGCUUCUACGAGCACAUGAAUGGCUCACCACAACCUACAAAGGAUGCUGGCGCCAACACCAUUCUUCAGGACAUUGCCCGGGCCCGGGAGAACAUCCAAAAGUCUCUAGCAGGGCUGAAGACUACACUGUGUAACAGAGGGUCUGCUCAGCCUCCCAUAAGCCAACAUUCUCAGCUUAGCACAGGCAGCAGCAUCAGCAGCAGCUCGGCUGAUCACGGAGAACUCGUUUCCCGCAUCAAGAGCCUGGAGCUGGAGAACCAGAGCUUACACAAAGUGGUGGAGAACUUGAGGGCAGCACUUUCCAAACUGGAAUGUCGGGUUGCAGUUUUGGAGAAGUCUCCUGCAGCCGUCAGCCCAGCUUCUGCUCCUCCAGUCCCUUAUACAAACGGCACCGCUGUCCAGCAGAAGACCAGCACCCCAGCUAAAGAGGAGGAGGAGGAGGAUGACGACGAUGAUAUUGAUCUGUUUGGUAGUGAUGAAGAUGAAGAGGCAGACAAACUCAAAGAACAGAGAUUGAAAGAGUAUGCAGAGAAAAAGGCCAAGAAGCCUGCCAUCAUCGCCAAGUCCUCCAUCUUAUUGGAUGUCAAACCUUGGGAUGAUGAAACGGACAUGGCGAAGCUUGAGGAGUGUGUGCGCUCAGUACAGGCCGACGGUCUGUUAUGGGGGACGUCCAAACUGGUUCCUGUUGGAUACGGCAUCAAAAAGCUCCAGAUUGCGUGUGUGGUGGAGGACGACAAAGUGGGAACAGACAUGUUAGAGGAGGAAAUCACCAAGUUUGAGGAUUAUGUCCAGAGUGUCGACGUAGCAGCAUUCAACAAGAUCUGACCCCGUCCUCUUCAUGUCUUCAUGUCAUGCCUUGAUUCUCUGCUGAUUGUGUCAACGGUUAAAAAUAAUAAUAAUAAAAUAACCUCUUGCACUGAA
Messenger RNA from Maylandia zebra (zebra mbuna), 2518 nucleotides. NCBI's taxonomy places the organism in Eukaryota, Metazoa, Chordata, Actinopteri, Cichliformes, Cichlidae. The record is from RefSeq and is a predicted model, not a curated record.